Molecule: messenger RNA, 458 nt
Organism: Geodia barretti
Lineage: Eukaryota; Metazoa; Porifera; Demospongiae; Tetractinellida; Geodiidae
Source: the annotation of a GenBank genome assembly
UCGCGUGAUCUGCGGCAAAAAUGGCGUCGAAAAGCGAGGCUGCGGAUGAGCUCCAGACGCAGCGGAAGCUGGGAACGUUGCAAGACAAGCUUGAGUCGUUCAUAGAGAAUCUUCGGAGUGUGGGAGUGAUAGCAGGGGACUUUCAACACAACGGACAAAUUGUUCUCAACGAUAGACUGAAUCGAGUGGUUGAAGACAUGAGGAAUCUGGACCGAAUGAAAGAGGAAUAUGCUGGAGUACAAAUACCUCUUUCAGUUCUCAACUACAUAGACACAGGACGGAAUCCUGAGCUCUUUACCAGACACCAGUUGGAGCAGACACUCUCAGACUACGAGGCUGUCCAGCGAAAAGUUCAAGCAUACAAGCAGGAGUUUCGUGCUGAACUGAUUCAACAGUUACAGAAGCCUUUUGAAGCAGAGAUAGCAGCCUACUUGGCUAGCUGUCCGGAGGAAAAGUGA